This is a messenger RNA of Linderina pennispora, 1329 nucleotides long. RefSeq names its product kinase-like protein. Lineage: Eukaryota; Fungi; Kickxellomycota; Kickxellomycetes; Kickxellales; Kickxellaceae. The transcript has 5 exons. Gene Ontology annotation, cellular component: spindle pole body. The record is from RefSeq and is a predicted model, not a curated record. Gene Ontology annotation, biological process: intracellular signal transduction; peptidyl-serine phosphorylation. Bases 1 to 1329 code for a protein of 442 amino acids. Gene Ontology annotation, molecular function: ATP binding; protein serine/threonine kinase activity.
AUGCAGAGCAGUAACAGCGCGUUCCUCAACACCAUCAACCCACAGAUUCGGCGCAAGAUAGAGGCUGCGCAAGUCUAUUUUCUCGACUACUACGUCGACCACCUUGCCUACCUCGCCAACCGUCGCGCACGCCUUGAAAAGUUCAAGGAUGCGAUCAAGAGCACACCCACAUCUGCCCAGGACGCCCAGCGCUCGUGGUCGGCUCACUGCCACAACGAGACCGGCAUUCUGCGGAGACGGCGCAACAGAACCAGAGAACGCGAGUUUGACAUCCUGGCGCAGAUUGGCCAGGGGGGCUUUGGAAAGGUGUUCCUGGCGCGCAAGCGUGAUACUGGCGAAGUCUGUGCUCUCAAGAAGAUGGCCAAGCAGAGACUCGUGAGACAGAACGAGGUGCACCACAUCCUGACCGAGCGGGAUAUUCUGAGAACCUCAAAGUCGCCAUGGCUCGUCAAGCUCUUGUACUCAUUCCAAGACCACCACCACCUGUACCUGGCCAUGGAGUUUGCCAUCGCUGCUGUUGCUGCUUUGCACGAUUUUGGGUACUUCCACCGCGACCUUAAGCCGGAAAACUUUCUGGUAGACGCGACCGGCCACCUCAAGCUGACUGACUUUUGGUUUCCAUGCGCGAAAGGACUCAACAGAGUCAAGGAUCAGGAAGUCGUGUUCCACUCGUCCAGCGAAAAGCGCUCGUUCUCUCGGCUCACGCAGGUCCCUAGCAACUCAAGCCGUGCCUUUUCAUCUGUCGGCUCACCCGACUACAUGGCGCCCGAGAUCCUACUGACGCUAUCGACUUCCGCACCGACUACUGGUCGCUUGGCUGCAUUCCUGUACGAGUUCCUGGCCGGAUACUCGCCGUUCUCGGGCCCUGACAACGACACUGUCUGGAUCAACGUGUUCCACUGGACCCGGACCUUCCAGAGACCAGACUUUGAGUCCCAGGAAGGAGAGGAUAAUCUGACGCCCGAGUCUUGGGACCUGAUUAACCGGCUGAUAUGUGACCGUGAGGUCCGCAUGUGCUCGCUCAACGAGAUUUCAACUCACCCGCUGUUCCGCGGCAUGGACCUGUUCCACUUAAGAGAAACAGCUGUGCCGCCACCUAAGCAUUUUGACGACUUCAACAACCCUGAUGACAUGGCGCACUACAGGGAUGUCAACAAUCGGUGGGAUGAAACCAGUAGCCUGGAUGAUGUGGGUGUGGAUCCAGCUGCGUUCAUUGGAUUUACAUACAAGCACAACCGCCAAGGCACGAUUUAUUUGAACAUAUCAUGCUUGUUGAUUUUGAAAUCGGCAACGCAUUUCAAAGGCCAUCAUACCAAGCCAACCACAUAA